ACCCCAGAGCCGACAGACAGUAAAUACCAAACAAAUGCACAAGAUAUGUGUCUUAAAAACAUUUGAUAUGUCACCAGUUGAUGUAAUGCAAUGUGAUUUACUGUCACUGUUAUAACUCAAGCAAAAGUGACCUCGCUCAGCUUUUUCCUCUCAAGAUAUUGAUCGAGUGUUACAACGCGAGGAGAAAACGGAGAGCGUGCGGCGAUUGUAUCAGUUGAAAAAGAUUGUAAGAUUUUAAAUUAACUUUGUUUUACGUUCUCAAUGACUAACAGUAUGAAUGGCUCCAGUAAAGAGUCACCAAUUAAAAUUAUUGAGGACAUGUUCGAAGAGAAAAAAAUGGAACAGAAACCUAAAACAAAAGUAAUGACAGCGCGGAAAAUUAAAAUAUUAGCCGCGGUUAUUUAUGGAAAUUUAUUUCUUGGAAGUUGCUACUCUUUGAUGGCACCAAUAUUCCCGGCAGAGGCUGAAAAAAAGCAAGCGUCAGCUACUGCAUAUGGAUUUGUGUUCGGUGUUUAUCAAAUUAUUAUGUUUUUAGCGUCACCAAUAUACGGAAAAAUCAUUAUUAUUCUUAAACCAGGCUUCAUGAUGAAAGCUGGAAUGUUUGUUUCAGGAGUUUGUGUUAUUCUCUUUGGUUUUCUUCAGUAUGCUCCACCAGGACCAUCAUUUAUUGCACUUGCAGUGGUCAUUCGAUCAGUUGACGCGUUGGGAGCUGCAGCCUUUCUGACAGCAUCUUACACAACGUUAGGCAGUGAGCUUCCUGAAAUCAUAGGUAGAGCUAUGUCUUUAACAGAAACUGCCUUUGCAUUCGGAUUAGCAGGUGGACCUGUUCUCGGAGGACUUUUAUACGAGGUUGGAGGAUUUAGUCUGCCCUUCAACGUGGUGGGAGCGUUACUCCUCACUGGUACCGUUGUCAAUUUGUUCCUCUUUUCUGAUGAAGGCGGUGUUUCGGCUAAACCAUUCAGUGCCAGGAAAUUGCUCUCCAAUCCAGACUUUUUGAUUGACGCUAUAGUCAUCAGCACAUGUUUCGCAGUGCUCGGGUUCAAUGAAGCAACUUUAGAGCCUCAUGUGCGCCAGUUCCAGCUAUCCCCUACAAUCAUUGGAGUAAUCUUUCUCAUUGGAGGUAUUGUUGAUGCACUUUCAUCUCCUCUCUGGGGAUACUGCGCUGAAAAAGUGAAAAACGCUCAUUAUUUAACGUUCAUUGCAUGUCUCCUGUUCAUUACCUGCUUCCUGAUCGUCGGUCCUGUGCCUUUCCUUCCAUUUGUUACAAAUUUGACAGCAGUAAUAAUUUCUCAAUUUUUCCUUGGACUAGCUAUGGCGGGUCAAAUCGUUUGUAGUUUCACACAUGGCAUGAAGCACACUGUCCAAAGAGGUUUUCCUGACGAUGUUGGAACGUAUGGUUUGGUUUCAGGUGUAUUGUUCUCAGUUGCUUGUUUUGGAGCUUUUGUUGGUCCUUCCUUGGGAGGAUUUUUGAUUGACAACGUUGGGUACAAAAUUGCAACUUCAAUAAUAGUUGCGACAGAAAUUGUAGUGGCUAUCAUCUGUGCGGUGAGAUUAAUUAUUUUACACAUCAGACAAAAUUCCAAAGAGACUUCAUCUAUGAUAUUAGACAUAAAGUAAUUUUGUUCCUAAAUUACUGUUUUUAAUAAAAAUAUAUGUUGUUCAAGUUUG
Messenger RNA from Uloborus diversus, 1668 nucleotides. RefSeq names its product MFS-type transporter SLC18B1-like. The transcript has 13 exons. Gene Ontology annotation, biological process: transmembrane transport. The coding region runs from base 262 to 1617 and encodes 451 amino acids. Gene Ontology annotation, molecular function: transmembrane transporter activity. The record is from RefSeq and is a predicted model, not a curated record. NCBI's taxonomy places the organism in Eukaryota, Metazoa, Arthropoda, Arachnida, Araneae, Uloboridae.